UUAGCCAACACACUUUGUUGUAAGUUUUAACCAAGGGUGUUCUAGACCAAUCUACACACAUUAGCUUGAACCCGGUUGACAACAUUAAAUCCCUUACAGAUUUGUUACUGAAAAAUGAGACAAAAAAAGAGCAUUUAUGGCAUUACGACUGUAUACCAUUAGUGAUCUCAAAUAAUAAGCUGAUGACCAUGUAUUUUAAUAUUACAGCCAAACUGCUAGAAGUUAAUGAGGUUGUUGUGCGUCAAACAUGUUCGACGACUCAGUCAUGCACUUGCAAAAUAACAAUUUAGACUGAUUCUCCCACAAAUAUUCUGAUGGCAUCUUUGCUUAUCUUUUUUUUUUUUACCAAAAGUAGCAUUUUCUUCAAUUACCCCGCUAAAAUGUCAAUGGCCAUUGUUGGCUCGUUUGGGACAUUGCUCCGCCCCUUGUGUUUGUCGUAAACCUGGCGCCUGGCUAGAAUAAACCCCAAGAUAAGAGCGUACACUGCUUGCCUCCUCCAAGGCGAUCAAUUGGGUCUCAGGCAGAGUAGGAGAACUCACAUAUUGAGCAGUGGAGAGGCGCAUCCUGCACCGCACCACCGCUUGUGGCAGUCUCGGAAAUUUUACCUGCGGGCUGAAUCAUGUCCUUGAGCCCUAAGCACUCAACUCCUUUCUCAGUGACAGACAUUUUGAGCCCGAUGGAGGAGACCUACAAAAAGUUUGGUUGCAUGGAGGGAACAGGGAACCUUUCCUCUCCGCUUGGCGCGUACCGACAACAGCAGGUAUCUCAACCGAGCAUGCAACAACAUGCCAUGGCUCACAACACCGCUGUUGCUACUACCUACCACAUGCCCCACGGGGUGUCUCAGUUCACACACUCGGCCAUGGGAGGAUACUGUAACGGGAGCAUUGGCAAUAUGGGCGAUCUCCCAUCUUACCAAGAUACCAUGAGGAACGGCGCAACGGCAACGGCUUGGUAUGGCGCAAAUACCGAAACCCGCUACCCAGCAAUCUCUAGAUUCAUGGGGACACCGACUGGCAUGAAUAUGGCUGGAAUGGGCACCUUGACCGGGAUGGAUGGCUCCAAAUCUAUGGUGACAUUACACUCCGCUCCCCGACGGAAGCGUCGUGUCUUGUUCUCUCAGGCUCAGGUGUACGAGCUGGAAAGGCGCUUUAAACAGCAGAAGUAUCUCUCGGCUCCGGAGAGGGAGCACCUGUCCAGCAUGAUCCACCUCACCCCGACACAGGUCAAGAUUUGGUUCCAGAACCACAGGUACAAAAUGAAACGCCAAGCCAAGGACAAAGUGUCAGUACAGCUACAGCAGGAGAGUGGCAAUUUGUGCCCACAGACGCAGUCGCCAAGACGGGUGGCAGUUCCCGUCCUCGUAAAGGACGGCAAGCCGUGCCAGAACGGUUCCAGCACACCGACGUCGGUGCACCAGCAGGUGCAACAACAAAGCCUAUCUACUGAUGUGAUGACUGCGGCAGGCAAUACAAUCCUUCAGCAUCAGAGCCAGGUAGUCCACCCCUUGGGCUCCCCUGAAGACCUGGACGACAUGUCACCGAGCCCUCCUAUCCUACACGGUCAGAUGGGCAACAUGUCUCAGACGGAUGCUGCACUGAUCGAAUAUACUAGUAACAUAGUCAACUCCAACCUGCUCUAUGGCAGAACUUGGUAGAGUUGGUGGGCAAUUGCUAUAAUCCGUUUUUGUAAUUUUCCACGCGACAACUGAAAAAGGAUUUUUGGGCAAUAUUAAAAAGGAACUCUUUUUCUGGACGCAAGACAACGCCUUCUAAAAUCUACAUUUUUUUUAACACCUGAAAGGACAGUUUGCCAAUGUAUACAAGAGAUCAGUCUCUUAUUUCAAUAUAUUUUGACACAUUACGCAACACGUCAAACUGUUAAAAUUACAUUUUUCUAAUAUAUGGGAACGGGGGAAACAUUUUGUUAAUUAAAAAUCUACAAAAAAAGCCAAUUUUCAACUAAUUAUUCUACCUGAUGAAACUGAACAAUACUUUUUAGGGGCUUGGGGAUUGUACAUAUCUGACACAACGGUCAGCAUCUACGUAUUACUCUGUUACAAAUGUACAUUGUGUUUUACUUCAAAUAUUUUGUAAGUUAAUCAUAAUGCUAUGGCUGCUGAAAUACAUAUAUAUUGGAAAAAACAAAUCACAUUUAAAUAUGAUAAUAAAUAAUGUGACGGAAAA
Molecule: messenger RNA, 2186 nt
Organism: Clupea harengus (Atlantic herring)
Lineage: Eukaryota; Metazoa; Chordata; Actinopteri; Clupeiformes; Clupeidae
Gene: nkx2.4b
Product: NK2 homeobox 4b
Biological process (GO): regulation of transcription by RNA polymerase II; cell differentiation
Cellular component (GO): nucleus
Molecular function (GO): RNA polymerase II cis-regulatory region sequence-specific DNA binding; DNA-binding transcription factor activity, RNA polymerase II-specific
Source: RefSeq, a predicted model, not a curated record